AAUAUUAAUAAUAACGAUAAUACUGAUAUAUCGAUGACUACAUGUUCACCUACUUUACCAUCUGAUAACAGUCAGUUUUCAUAUCAAUUAGAAGCUCUUCGGUAUGAGGAAAGGGUAUUAGUGGAUAACGUCAAAUCUAACGACAAAUUAGGCGAAAUUGUGAAAAACAAAUUGUCGUCAUUGGGUCUGACAGCUCAAGAAUCAGAGAAAAUCAAUUUGCAUUUCGAUGAGAUAGAGAAAGUGACACUACUUUUACUGUCUAUCAGUGCCCGCCUUCAGCUAAUCAAUACACAAAUUAACGAAAAAAGUCACCAACAAAGAGGUUCACCAAUUGAAUGCCAAUCAAAUGAUAAACAUUUUGAGAUGACAUCAUUGAAAACACAAAAACCAAAUGAUUUACAACUAAUUGGAGGCGAUAAACAAAACGCCUUAUUAUCUAAUAGUAAUUUAUGCGAUCAGUUGUCAGCAUUGGUGUCCAAACAACAGAAACUAUUAGUUCAGUUAGAAGAAGCUCUUCAACUAAGAGUUAGUAUUGAUCACAGAAGUCAAACCAUUGAGGAGAAGAUUAUUAGAAAAUAUUUUAAAGAUUGCGAUAAUUUUAAUGAGUUCUUAGAGUUUACUAAAUUGAAAUCAAAGUUAAUUAUCGACUUACGACAAGUCAGAGAUAAGAUCCAAUUGACAGAAAAACAGCUUAAGUCAUGAUCUUUCGGGAGGAAUGGCAGACCAAUCACAACUAAUUAAGUUAUAUAUA
Molecule: messenger RNA, 751 nt
Organism: Oppia nitens
Lineage: Eukaryota; Metazoa; Arthropoda; Arachnida; Sarcoptiformes; Oppiidae
Exons: 2
Coding region: 34-702 (222 amino acids)
Source: RefSeq, a predicted model, not a curated record